GCUAUGUUGGUUGUUUUAAGUUUGUACAUUGUUAUCUGGCCAGUUGAUUAUGGGUGCUUCGGUGAGUACGCCUUCGAUUCUUCUACUCAGGUCGCCUAUGUGACGCAAAACCUUGUUUGCGGAGAAGAUUCAUUACAGUCCAGACGGAGUGUACAAUCGAUGGCGCGCUAUGAUGACCAUCGUGAUUAUGGUCGGGAUGAACAACGCAGUUAUGGAGGUGACAGACGGGGUUACGAUAGUGACCACCGAGAUGAGCGGGAAAGUGGAGGUGAUCGACAUAAUUUUGAGCGUGGAGCGAGACGCGGCCCGAUCAACGUCCCCGGGCCGGACGGGUCAGGGGGACAAUGCGCGUGCUGCAAAUUUGGAACCGCUGCAUUCCAAGGUUGUGGAGAUUGGAAAGAGCGUAGCAGCCGUAUGUCAGUUCGUCGAGAUCGAACGGGAAAACAAAGCAGCCAAGGAAAAAUGGAAGGCUGACCGCAAGGAAGCUGCGGAGCGUCUGGAAAACGAGCGAAGGGAAGCGGAGUUGAAGAAGAAACGAAAGGAGAAGAAACUUCGACAGGAAGCCGAGCGAGUUGAAUCUAUGAAGAAGGAACUUGAUAUCAAGGUAGCCAUGCAGGGUAAACAAAAGCAGGUAUGCCACGGGAGCAGUGACUCUGGAAGCAUCGCCAAUAGCAGCGAGACGGAGGAGAUCAACACCAAGACACGUAACCUCAGCAUUAGUGAGAAGCGUAAGCGCGCGGAAGAACCAGUGUUCGAGGACAACACUCCUAUGAAAUUGCCUCCAAAACGGACACCGUUGAAGAUGAGCGGGCCAGGUAAUCUAUCGGCAAGGUUCACGCACUCCAGGACCAGAAACCAAACUAAGACGCCUACACCAAGGAAGACACCGAGUUCUAUCAGGAAGAAGAAGAUCCCAGCAUCAAUCGGAGCAGUUGGUCGUUUGAAGUUUAAGAAGCAAGUCCUACACGAGUCGAAGUGCUUGGAUGCUUUGGUACUUCACAACAUGUGCAAGAAAGUGGUGAUUCCCUAUAAUGGGAAGUUUGAAGCGAUUUUUGACAUCGCAGCACAUCGAACGCACGUCAUGUAUGGCACGGAUGAGGAGGACGAGGUUGAGACAACGAAUGAGGUGGAACCUGAUGACGCGACGGUACGUGAGGAUGUGCAUGAAGCAGUGUGCAGAGGAUUCUCUGUACGACAUCUUUGGGGUAUUGUUGAUUGCGUUACCAGAUGGAGGAAGGAUAUAAGUGUGGCUGAUGCGAAGAUCGAGGAGGUGUUAGACUAACCAUAGCGAGACUGUCUAUAUCUGGAGCCUGACGUUGAAAUCGG
Molecule: messenger RNA, 1326 nt
Organism: Chara braunii
Lineage: Eukaryota; Viridiplantae; Streptophyta; Charophyceae; Charales; Characeae
Source: the annotation of a GenBank genome assembly